This is a messenger RNA of Venturia canescens, 2528 nucleotides long. Its product is annotated as UNC93-like protein. Gene Ontology annotation, biological process: regulation of potassium ion transport; regulation of muscle contraction. The transcript is spliced from 7 exons. NCBI's taxonomy places the organism in Eukaryota, Metazoa, Arthropoda, Insecta, Hymenoptera, Ichneumonidae. Gene Ontology annotation, cellular component: striated muscle dense body; plasma membrane. The record is from RefSeq and is a predicted model, not a curated record. Gene Ontology annotation, molecular function: potassium channel regulator activity. Bases 859 to 2322 code for a protein of 487 amino acids.
UGUAGCACAGUUCCAUUCGUCUCUCGGUACGUGAAAAAGCUCUGUGUCCUGCGACUCCACCAUGUUUUUCGAACAAGUUUGAUUCAAGUACUUUUAGUCAAGUGCCGAAAAAGUUGAGGAUAAUGGAGUGUUCCAGUUCGAAAAUGAGUGAUUUUUUAUUGUGCGGGUCGACCGCAUUGAAUUGAAGAAUCGAUGUAUAUCUAUUGAGCACGAGAAGGAUUUAAUUCAACUUUUAUUUCCGUGAGAUGCGGGUGACGUUCGAAGUUGCAGAACCAGUUGUCACAAAGUUGUUGGACAGUGACUACGAGCCACGAUCGACUGUUACACGUAUACAUGUAUAACGGAGAUAACAUCUUGCAACGCACCACUACUUAAACGUUGUGUCAACGUUUACAUUAAAUUCUUCGGCUCUAGUUGUUCCUGACUUUUACGACGCUGAUAACGUUAAAAUCACACUGAGAAUGCCGUAACUCUGAAAAUCCUUUUUUUCCAUGCAUCGAGUUUGGCGAGGAAAUAUCGGAAAACAGGGAAAAAGCAUUGGCUGGAAGGAAGAAUGAUUUCUCAGACGUUCGGACCGACGAAAGAAUCGACGUCGAAGUUUUGUCGGGUCUAUCGGAUUUGACAUACUAUCCAUUAUUAAAGUUUUCCUAUAUCGACAGUCCCAAGAAAAUUCUAAUUGCUUGCUGAGAGGUACACAGUAUCAUGAGAUUGUUGGACCGAACUUUCCGACUCUUUUUUUAUACUUCGAGCUAAAACAGUGUCGGAUCUAGUCAGCUAAAUUCAACAGUGGAAUCGCCUUAUUAAUAUCUCCUCCGAGAAAAAUAAUAUUCAGUGGACGUUUCACUCAGAGUCGUCAAAAUGAGCUCUCCAAAAAUCGAUAAAACUGGUCAGUUCAUCAAUGUUCAAUCAGGAGGCACGAGAUUCCAGCCUUCCGAAAGAUGGCGAAUAAUGAAGAAUAUUCUUAUGAUCGGGAUUGCUUUCAUGGUACAUUUUACCGCGUUCAUGGGCGCCAGCAAUCUUCAGAGUUCAAUCAACGCUGAUGAAUCGUUGGGCACUUUCACCCUCGCCUCAAUCUACGGAAGUCUCAUCUUCAGUAAUAUCUUCCUCCCGGUUUUAAUGAUCAGCUGGCUUGGAUGUAAAUGGACAAUUUCACUGACCUUUAUCGCCUACAUGCCUUUCAUAGCGGCUCAGUUUUAUCCGAAAUUCUACACAAUGAUCCCAGCUGGAUUAGCUGUCGGAUUGGGAGGUGGACCACUUUGGUGUGCCAAAUGCACUUAUCUGACAGUCGUUUCCGAGGCUUAUGCCACGGUUUCUGAUCUAGGCGCUGAUGUUCUCGUCACCAGAUUUUUCGGUUUAUUUUUCAUGUUUUAUCAGAUGGCACAAGUCUGGGGAAAUCUCAUCUCAUCGGCUGUACUGUCGUACGGUUUGGACGUCGUGCCAGCUAAUAUUACCCUAAACAGUACGAUUGUUGCGGAAGUGUGCGGUGCUAAUUUCUGUGGUGUCACAGCCAGCGAAACGGUAAAUCCAAACUUGGAGCCACCACCCCCCGAAAGAAUUCAUCUGAUAUCAGGAAUUUAUUUGGCAUGCAUGGUAUUGGCGUGUUUAAUCGUUGCAUUCGGGGUUGAUUCUCUAUCAAGAUACGAUAGAGGAAGAACUGGAUCGGCCACAGGAAGGACGGGGCUCAAACUCUUGGCUGUGACGUUAAAGUUACUUAAGGAAAAAGCACAGCUUCUCAUUUUACCGAUAACAAUGUUUAUUGGAGCGGAACAGGCGUUUCUGUUUGCUGACUACAAUGCGUCUUUUGUUUCAUGCGCCUGGGGUAUCAGCAACAUCGGCUACGUGAUGAUUUGCUACGGCGUGGCAAAUGCAAUUGCCGCGUUGACGACUGGAUCGGUUGUCAAAGUAACGGGACGUAUUCCAGUUAUGGUAUUCGCGUUUCUUCUACAUACGACAAUAAUAAUAGUACUACUAUUCUGGAAAGCAACUCCCGAGCAAGGCUUGAUAUUCUUCCUAAUGUCUGGAUUGUGGGGUAUCUGCGAUGCUAUUUGGCUCGUACAAGUCAACGCACUGAGUGGAAUAUUAUUUCCGGGAAUGGAAGAGGCGGCGUACUCAAACUUUCGACUAUGGGAAGCUACCGGAUCGGUAGUAGCUUACGCCUACAGUCCUUACUUAUGUACUUACCUGAAGCUUUACAUUUUAUUGGGUUUGCUCGGUUUCGGAAUGGUUGCUUACGGAGUGAUAGAAUCGACCGGAAAGAUAAAAAGAGCCGUUGAUGAAAAGCCCGAUUUCGAGUUAGUUGGCUCACGUGACACAGCUUCUUAAGUCUGGAAACUCAUACGAUUUUUCCUUGUGAACAUCAGGUCGGUGAGACUCAACGAUCGUAAGCACGCAACUACAUCGAUUUAAAAUUUUUAUUUUCAAUUCGAAUGUUAAACUUUUAACUUUGAAACGAAAACAAUAGUAAGUUUGUGCAGAAAAUUGUUCAGCCUCAAAAUUAUCAUCAAUAAAAAAAAGAAAUUUUUAUUAAA